CUAGGAAACUAGCAGAAGCUCUACCACUGCCCACAGCAAAGAUUCAAAAUUGGGGUAUGUCGAAACCUUCACUGAAUUCAUAUAUUUACUUUUCCGGUUCACCCUACGUUACACAGAAGUUGAGAUUCCUUCCCUCCGCUGAGAAAAGUGCAUUUUCUUUCUCUGUGCCAACACUGCUGGAUCCGAGGCUCCAGGAGGAACUGUUGGCAAAGCAGGCGUUUUGGGACCGCGCCUGUGAUUGCUCUGUGGCGCCGACUUCUUCUCUCUGUUACAUCCAUAUACAAAUGCAAGCUUAUUUAUUUAUUUUAAUUCUCCCUCUCUUGCUAGCAACCUGUGGACUUGGCAUCUGACUGGUGCGGCAAGGAAGGAGGCUGGUAGGUAAGCGCUACUGUGCCCAACCUGGAACUGCCUCUUCGCAGUCUUCAGGAGCAAGUCCCCCAUUCCAGCUCCUCUGGCAGAGUAUGGAGUUACCUGCGUCCGGGGCAGGAAACCAUGAAUGUGCCCUUCUGCCCCCUUGCCUUUCUGCCACUCUUUGAGUUCCCGUCCUUAAUUGAAGAGCCAGUGACUAUUGGCUGAAAUUCCCCCAGCGAUUUGCAUGAACCGAGAGGGAGUGUCUUCUGCCGCCCUCCCUUCAAGAGCGCUCUGACUGCAGCCUCCCGGGGAAUGCGCGGCCGAGGGAAUGCGCGCAGCUCACGGGCCCUGGGAGUGAGCUGGUGCCCGGCGACCUGGCACCCGCGCCUGGAUAUGGGGCGUCUACAUCGUCCCAGGAGCAGCACCAGCUACAGGAACCUGCCGCUGUUUCUGUUUUUCCUCUUCGUGGGACCCUUCAGCUGCCUCGGGAGUUACAGCCGGGCCACCGAGCUUCUGUACAGCCUAAACGAGGGACUGCCCGCGGGGGUGCUCAUCGGCAGCCUGGCCGAGGACCUGCGGCUGCUGCCCAGGUCUGCAGGGAGGCCGGACCCGCAGUCGCAGCUGCCAGAGCGCACUGGUGCUGAGUGGAACCCCCCUCUCUCCUUCAGCCUGGCCUCCCGGGGACUGAGUGGCCAGUACGUGACCCUGGACAACCGCUCUGGGGAGCUGCACACUUCAGCUCAGGAGAUCGACAGGGAGGCCCUGUGUGUUGAAGGGGGCGGAGGGACUGCGUGGAGCGGCAGCGUUUCCAUCUCCUCCUCUCCUUCUGACUCUUGUCUUUUGCUGCUGGAUGUGCUUGUCCUGCCUCAGGAAUACUUCAGGUUUGUGAAGGUGAAGAUCGCCAUCAGAGACAUCAAUGACAACGCCCCGCAGUUCCCUGUUUCCCAGAUCUCGGUGUGGGUCCCGGAAAAUGCACCUGUAAACACCCGACUGGCCAUAGAGCAUCCUGCUGUGGACCCAGAUAUAGGCAUUAAUGGGGUACAGACCUAUCGCUUACUGGACUACCAUGGUAUGUUCACCCUGGACGUGGAGGAGAAUGAGAAUGGGGAGCGCACCCCCUACCUAAUUGUCAUGGGUGCUUUGGACAGAGAAACCCAGGACCAGUAUGUGAGCAUCAUCAUAGCUGAGGAUGGUGGGUCUCCACCACUUUUGGGCAGUGCAACUCUCACCAUUGGCAUCAGUGACAUUAAUGACAAUUGCCCUCUCUUCACAGACUCACAAAUCAAUGUCACUGUGUAUGGGAAUGCUACAGUGGGCACCCCAAUUGCAGCUGUCCAGGCUGUGGAUAAAGACUUGGGGACCAAUGCUCAAAUUACUUAUUCUUACAGUCAGAAAGUCCCACAAGCAUCUAAGGAUUUAUUUCACCUGGAUGAAAACACUGGCGUCAUUAAACUUUUCAGUAAGAUUGGAGGAAGUGUUCUGCAGUCCCACAAGCUCACCAUCCUUGCUAAUGGACCAGGCUGCAUCCCUGCUGUAAUCACUGCUCUUGUGUCCAUUAUUAAAGUUAUUUUCAGACCCCCUGAAAUUGUACCUCGUUACAUAGCAAACGAGAUAGAUGGUGUUGUUUAUCUGAAAGAACUGGAACCCGUUAACACUCCCAUUGCGUUUUUCACCAUAAGAGAUCCAGAAGGUAAAUACAAGGUUAACUGCUACCUGGAUGGUGAAGGGCCGUUUAGGUUAUCACCCUACAAACCAUACAAUAAUGAAUAUUUACUAGAGACCGCAAAACCUAUGGACUAUGAGCUACAGCAGUUCUAUGAAGUAGCUGUGGUGGCUUGGAACUCUGAGGGAUUUCAUGUCAAAAGGGUCAUUAAAGUGCAACUUUUAGAUGACAAUGAUAAUGCUCCAAUUUUCCUUCAACCCUUAAUAGAACUAACCAUCGAAGAGAACAACACACCCAAUGCCUUUUUGACUAAGCUGUAUGCUACAGAUGCCGACAGCGAGGAGAGAGGCCAAGUUUCAUAUUUUCUGGGACCUGAUGCUCCAUCAUAUUUUUCCUUAGACAGUGUCACAGGAAUUCUGACAGUUUCUACUCAGCUGGACCGAGAAGAGAAAGAAAAGUACAGAUACACUGUCAGAGCUGUUGACUGUGGGAAGCCACCCAGAGAAUCAGUAGCCACUGUGGCCCUCACAGUGUUGGAUAAAAAUGACAACAGUCCUCGGUUUAUCAACAAGGACUUCAGCUUUUUUGUGCCUGAAAACUUUCCAGGCUAUGGUGAGAUUGGAGUAAUUAGUGUAACAGAUGCUGAUGCUGGACGAAAUGGAUGGGUCGCCCUCUCUGUGGUGAACCAGAGUGAUAUUUUUGUCAUAGAUACAGGAAAGGGUAUGCUGAGGGCUAAAGUCUCUUUGGACAGAGAGCAGCAAAGCUCCUAUACUUUGUGGGUUGAAGCUGUUGAUGGGGGUGAGCCUGCCCUCUCCUCUACAGCAAAAAUCACAAUUCUCCUUCUAGAUAUCAAUGACAACCCUCCUCUUGUUUUGUUUCCUCAGUCUAAUAUGUCUUAUCUGUUAGUACUGCCUUCUACUCUCCCAGGCUCCCCGGUUACAGAAGUCUAUGCUGUCGACAAAGACACAGGCAUGAAUGCUGUCAUAGCUUACAGCAUCAUAGGGAGAAGAGGUCCUAGGCCUGAGUCCUUCAGGAUUGACCCUAAAACUGGCAACAUUACUUUGGAAGAGGCAUUGCUGCAGACAGAUUAUGGGCUCCAUCGCUUACUGGUGAAAGUGAGUGAUCAUGGUUAUCCCGAGCCUCUCCACUCCACAGUCAUGGUGAACCUAUUUGUCAAUGACACUGUCAGUAAUGAGAGUUACAUUGAGAGUCUUUUAAGAAAAGAACCAGAGAUUAAUAUAGAGGAGAAAGAACCACAAAUCUCAAUAGAACCGACUCAUAGGAAGGUAGAAUCUGUGUCUUGUAUGCCCACCUUAGUAGCUCUGUCUGUAAUAAGCUUGGGUUCCAUCACACUGGUCACAGGGAUGGGCAUAUACAUCUGUUUAAGGAAAGGGGAAAAGCAUCCCAGGGAAGAUGAAAAUUUGGAAGUACAGAUUCCACUGAAAGGAAAAAUUGACUUGCAUAUGCGAGAGAGAAAGCCAAUGGAUAUUUCUAAUAUUUGAUAUUUCAUGGUGGAAUAACACAGAGAAAUGUUUUAACUGACUUUGGAUCUUCAUCACCUAAAAAAGAGUGUGUUGAUGGCAGUUCCAAUGAAGGACAACUAAUUUAUAACUUGUUCUAUAUUGUAAAUAGCUGUUUACAGGUUUUUAAAUUUAAAUUCAGAGGUUAUAAAAUGUGUACAGCAUUUUUAAGUGAAAAUUAGUACUAACAGCUAUAGGACUUGUAUUUAAAAAAAAAAAAAAAAGCUUGGACAUGGUUUGCAGCUUUCAUACACCAAGCAGAUGAUUGAUAAAACCUGGGAGUAAGGUAAGAAAAUGGAACACAUUUUUAUCUAAGAAUCCCUGUCACCACAAGAGGGCAUCAGCUGCUCCUUUGCAGGAAACUGAGGUACUGUACUUGGCAGUUGUACAUGAAAUUAAUGAAAGAGUAUAUUUUAAAUAUAUUGUUUUUAACAUUAAACAAAUAUGAAAUUAAAGUAAAUUAAAUUUCACCCUAUUUAAACAUAUAAUAAAAAAAGAAAUGCACUUGUAAACAGAAUGUUUAUUACCUCAUAAGUGCAUAUAUAGUUUGAAAGAGAAGGCAUUAAAAAGAAGUGCAAUUCCUUUUUAGCAAGGAUAAAAACAUUGCCUUGUGUUACAGAUUCGGCCUGCUGAAGAGUAUUCCACUUUCUGUGUACUUGAAUUGCUUUCUGUUUGCUUUACCACUGCACUUGCUAUUAUUACAAGGGAAAUUGAUAUAUACAUACAUAUAUAUAUUCUUCAUUACAGGAAAUGUAACUAGAUAUUGUGCCCAAGAAAAACAGCCAGAAGCAAAGAAAUGCUUCAAUCUUUAGUUGCUUCAUAGGCAUUCAUGACAUUUUAGUGCUUUUACAAC
Molecule: messenger RNA, 4387 nt
Organism: Pan troglodytes (chimpanzee)
Lineage: Eukaryota; Metazoa; Chordata; Mammalia; Primates; Hominidae
Gene: PCDH20
Product: protocadherin 20
Exons: 2
Coding region: 664-3516 (950 amino acids)
Biological process (GO): homophilic cell-cell adhesion
Cellular component (GO): plasma membrane
Molecular function (GO): calcium ion binding
Source: RefSeq, a predicted model, not a curated record